AUGGCAUCCAUAGAUAUCUGGAUUGCAUCUUUAAUUGAACAUUGCUUUUCUGCGCGGUGGAGUAGCUCAGAAGUGGAAGACGAUGGAAGUAACCUUCGGUUUCCAAAUAAUUCCCAGCAAUUCGCCUUGAUCAACAACCGGAGGGAAAGUGACGGGAUAUUAAGCCUCAACCUGACCGAUCUACAGACCCAAAUUGAUGCGAUCAUGGCGAGAGAAUCCUUACAACGCUACCGGACCGAAUUUCCCGACCGCUCGUUCAAGAAUGAUGACAUUAGAGGAUGCGUCCUCCAGUUAUUGGAUUUUGAGGUUGUUCUGGAGUAUUCCAUGUCCCAGCCCAAACUCCAUCUUUACGUCUUGCACUUCUGUAUUGCAUGGGACAGGGGCCAGAUAAAAGGACCACCGCAGGGCAGGGGUAUCAGGAAGAACCCAUCAUUAUCUAAAAUGAUGCGGACGGUUUUUAGCGAGGCCAAAUCCCGGGCUGAGACGCUCCAGGGUACUAUGUCAGGAUCCUUUCGCUUCCUUGAGCCUCCCCUCCAAACGCAACCGCAUGAUGAUUCGGAAGCCUUUAUAUCGUCUCAAAAUCAGCCGCUUGUCAGUCACCCUCCUAGGAUUUCAGCCUUGAACCAUACACCGGUACUUGGUUCUACAUCCUCCAACAAGCUACUGGGGCUCUUAGGUCCUCAAUCUAAAGUGACAGACAGUAAUGAGUCACCAACUGGGAAUGAGACUACUGCGAGACCAGCUGGAGGCGCAGUUUCAAGCGAAACUGAGGUGGCGGAGCAGGCUCAACGUAGUGAAAGCGAGCCUGUUGUGAAUGGUAAUAACGGACGUACAGAGGUUGACGAUGCACACGAGUCUGCGCAUGUCACAGUGCCUGAUUCCGCAAGCCUCGACCAUAACACCAAUAAUACAAAUCCGCGACACGAAGACGAUAGUGCACGAGCCUCUGAUGUUACUGAAACAAAUGAGCAGCGAGAGCACUCUGUGGGGCCCUCUGCAAAUGUAAAUAGAGCACCCAUAUCAGAGGCAACUGCACAUUUUUCACCACAAAAAGCAUCUACAACAAGACAGCCACUUCAUCAGAGCUCUGGCCACAGCGACCCUUGGUAUGGCAUGACGAGGAUCUGCAAAAGAGAUAUUAGAGUACCAAAGAAUCAAGCUGCUUUUUUUGAGCAACAUGUCCGGUGCUGGGUGCCGCCCCUUCCAGGGGAGAGGGAGCCCCAAGGGCACUUUCCAGCUCCACUUCUGAGCCAGUGGAAUACCAUUGCAUACAACAGAAACCGUUCGAUCAAGGAGAAUGAGCUGAACGAUUCUGUGUCUAAACCAGUCGACUCACCUGAACCUGCACCUGUCAGUAGCAGCUCUGCGCCUCAGACAAGUUCGGAAUCUGAAGAUGACCAGGACGAAGACCAAGAUGGUGACGAUAUCUCGUGGUCAAAUUCUCCCGAAACCCCUGCUCGUCGUCGAAAACAACUACCGGCAGACAGUAGUCCAGCAGAGAGAAACCAGCCAGUCGCACAGACAGCUGGAAAAAGCCAAUCUAACAUCCAAUCGAUACUCGAGAACCCUCAAGGUCAACGCGCAUCAGUGGAUAGCGCAUCUAAUAAGAAUGCCGAGAAGGCAACUGAAGCAUCUGCGCCUGAAGCACAAUUGAUGGAACUGGAAGAUGAUGUCCCAGACCAGCAGGAGUCUGACAAAGAAAGCCAAGAUUCGGUAAUGGAUACCUCCAUUCCCUGUCCCCUCAGAGGUAGCUCACAAGCACGGCUUAGCAGCCAGUCAGAGCCUGAGUCUACCAGCUCAGGGCCAUCCCUUGCUGGAUAUCUCCAACUAGAACAGGUGCAGGUCAUGGAGACGCCAACUACUAACUUCAAUCACUCCCAGACUGCGAACAGAGGCAAUACCAAGAUCGGAUUGGAUAGCUCCGACAGCCCAUUCCUGGUCGAGUCAUCAUCGCAGUCGCGCAUUCUUAAUACUUAUGCCAGCAACGAUACUGGCACCAAAAACACCCAAGAGAUGUCGUAUCCUUCCCAGGGCAAUGACGGCUCUCAUGAAGUGGACGUCAUGGGGACACAGCUGAGCAACGGUGAUGGGCCAUUUCAGAACUCUAUACCUUCCCCACAUUCUGCGGUGGUCGUCGACUCACCGGGGCUGGGGGGCUCUAUUUCUGUAUGUCAGUUUAAUGAAUCGUCGAAACUCUUCUCUUCUCACAAUGAGGUGCUCCCUUCAAUGCAGUCGGGCGAAAAUGGAGAAGAUGCAUCGGAAGCUCCCAAGUCCGCACAAGACCCGCCAAUUGAACAUACUCAGAAGUCGCCGUUGAAGCGCUUCAUGUCUUACGACGCAGGAGAGCAGUCUCCCGCAAAACGGUACAAGAUGCUUCAGGAAAAUCAUGAGGAUAUACAUGCACCAAUUAUAAGAGCAUCAACGCCCAAUGUGAUUUCACGUCGGGAGAGCUAUAUUGGCUGCUCUGGCAAUCAUGCUAAGGCACAGAGAAUUUACGAAAAGUUUCGAAGCGAUUACCCAACAUAUCGGGGGGACUUUGUACAUUUCACGAAGGUGUGUUCUAAGUUGCGGGACGUUCGAGCACGAGGACUUUUACAGCGGUCUUUCCUUUGGGAUGAUUUUAUCAUCAAGCACUUAGAGGAAUACCCUCAGCAUAUUGAGGAGGCCCUGGGCAUGGGUAUGGAUGUAAAGUCAGAAGCGUACGAGGAAUAUUUCGCAUCCAAUGUCUCCAGACCAUCGUACAAGAAGCGAAGUCUCACGGCGGAUGGGAUUCAAGCCGCUGCUUCCCAGAAUGUCUCUGCAGCCCAGCCAAAGGGCGUGCCGAGUCCAGCUCUUCCUCAGCCCCUGGAGAAUACAUCGUUUACCGGAAGUCUUGUAGAAAGAUUCCACAGUCUUCACGCACAGUCUACUGGACUUUCUACACAGGGGUUGCAAUCCGAGGCCCACAACGGUCAGGCGUCACCCAGCAUGUCGACUCCGACUUCGGGUAGUAAGACAAUGUGGCACACACUGUUCGAAAAUCACGCAGACGCACACCAGGAUAGAGAUGAGGCUUCCCAUGUGGCAGACGCUGCAGCUGUCGAGCCCGGACAAGAUACUGAGAUCCUAGCGGCCGAGGAGGUUGACGAUGACGAGAUAAUAGACGAGACUCAAACCGCCGACGGGAUUGACCGUGAUGAAAUAGUGGACGAGACUCAAGGCGCCGACGAGGUUGACUAUGACGACGAGAUAAUGGAUGAGACCCACGAAACAGCUAGCAUCGAGCUAGGGGACCGUGAACCGGGCGCACCCGCCGAAGAGCCGGUGGCAGCACCUGAUGUUGAACCGGGCGAUGAAAGCGAGGCGGAGAGUGUCAACGAGAACUGGUUCGACUCCCUUCGCCAUAUACGCGAACGCGGGCCUACAUGGUCUGAUGAUUUCAACACGCCGUUCAAGAAGUGGGCGCGGGCCGACCAGAAUGUCUUGGUUGAGCGUAAACGGCGUGGUGGAGCUCGUAUUCCUGUGGAUGAAAGGGGGGUAAUUCAGCGAUUUCAUUAUUAG
Messenger RNA from Aspergillus tanneri, 3540 nucleotides. RefSeq lists its product as uncharacterized. Bases 1 to 3540 code for a protein of 1179 amino acids. The transcript has 2 exons. The record is from RefSeq and is a predicted model, not a curated record. Lineage: Eukaryota; Fungi; Ascomycota; Eurotiomycetes; Eurotiales; Aspergillaceae.